UCAAGGCUGUCAUGGCGCUUCUUACAACACCCGCGCUUUUCCUGCUCCUCUUCUGCGCUGCCGUGGGCCCUACGCUGUGCUGGGAUCAGCCGGGGAGGCUUCUGCUGAGGGAGGUACAGGCGCUUACUCUUCACAGAGGUCAGUACACAACAUCUCGGCGAACACCUGCAGUCCCUCAGUUACAGUGCACAGGAGGCACUGCUGGAUGUUCCCAUAUCCCUGAGGUUGUUCAGUGUUACAACAAAGGUUGGGACGGCUAUGAUGUACAGUGGCAGUGCAAAGCAGACUUGGAAAGUACCUACCGUUUUGGGCGAAUCGAAGUGAGCUGUGAAGGCUAUGAUUAUCCAGAUGAUCCUUACAUCCUAAGAGGCUCCUGCAGUUUGCUUUUCAGGCUAGAGUUGACUGAGGAAGGUGAAAGGAAAGUGAAGAACUCUGGAAGCUUUGGCUCUAGCUAUUAUCAGUCAUACAAGGAUUCUUCUGAUUCUGUUGGUGGAGCAAUCAUUAUAAUUGUUCUUCUGGUUCUUGGUUUUGGAGCAUACAAGCUCUUCCUCAGUAAUGAGCAGCCACAUCAGAGUUUCAGUGACGGUGAUGGAUUCACAAGGCCUUCCUGGCAGAGUCAGCAGGCACCUCCUCCUCCUGGUUUUAAGUACGGCUUCACAGAAGGUAACAGCUUUGGAACUCACUCCCAUCAUGGAACCAGUUCAGGACCAGGAUUUUGGACUGGAUUAGGAGCAGGAGGUUUGCUGGGAUACUUGGCUGGCAGUCACAGAGCACAGCCACGUUCCCCAUAUUACAGUAUGUGGACAGAUCCCACAACUGCACCUCCAAUGAGUGGGCCACUAAGCAAUUCCACACAAGGCAACAGUUCAAGAACAAGAACUGCUUCUGGCUUUGGGGGCACAAAACGAAGAUGAAAUCCUUGAUGUUAUUACCUCUGAGUGAUUAAACUAAACAUUCCUGGUUACUAGUACAUGUUUCUUAUUAGUAGCAGGCUUCAGAAGUGAAUAUGAGGAGUGAAAGACUAGGUAAAGAAUUCAUCUUUUUCCCUGUGGAUAUGUGGACUCUCUUUAGGGUAUCACAGGUACUGCAACAUCUACUUUUUCAAAACAGCAGCUUCUCGUAAGAUACAAAAUGCUCACCCAAGCUAAGAAGAGUGAUUUUACAGCACAUAUAUAUCUCUCUGUACUUCAAGAAUUAUGGUAAUGGUAGCCUUACCUGAUUUUCAAAACAAGUAGUUUACUCAUAUUCUGGCUU
Indicator indicator is the source of this 1254-nucleotide messenger RNA. It is a transcript of the gene SARAF, whose product is annotated as store-operated calcium entry associated regulatory factor. The coding region runs from base 12 to 914 and encodes 300 amino acids. NCBI's taxonomy places the organism in Eukaryota, Metazoa, Chordata, Aves, Piciformes, Indicatoridae. Gene Ontology annotation, cellular component: endoplasmic reticulum membrane. Gene Ontology annotation, biological process: regulation of store-operated calcium entry. The record is from RefSeq and is a predicted model, not a curated record. The transcript is spliced from 6 exons.